Anneissia japonica is the source of this 2706-nucleotide messenger RNA. Its product is annotated as adhesion G-protein coupled receptor G7-like. Gene Ontology annotation, biological process: G protein-coupled receptor signaling pathway; cell surface receptor signaling pathway. The transcript has 17 exons. The record is from RefSeq and is a predicted model, not a curated record. NCBI's taxonomy places the organism in Eukaryota, Metazoa, Echinodermata, Crinoidea, Comatulida, Comatulidae. The annotation marks the transcript as partial. Gene Ontology annotation, molecular function: G protein-coupled receptor activity. Gene Ontology annotation, cellular component: membrane.
AUGGCAUCAAUGUUAAAUGCUUGCGACAACAAUCUGUGUCAGAAUGGAGCUGGUUGUGUCCAGGUUUCUGGUUCCUGUACAGCUUACACAUGUUCCUGUCCUAAUUGCUACACUGGGCAAUUUUGUGAAACUUUGUUAAAUGCUUGCAACAACCAUGCGUGUCAGAAUGGAGCUGCUUGUGUUCAGGUUUCUGGUUCCUGUACAGCUUACACAUGUACCUGUCCUUCUUGCUACACUGGGCAAUUUUGUGAAACUUUGUUAAAUGCUUGCAACAACCAUGCGUGUCAGAAUGGAGCUGCUUGUGUCCAGGUUUCUGGUUCUUGUACAGCUUACACAUGUACCUGUCCUUCUUGCUACACUGGGCAAUUUUGUGAAACUUUGUUAAAUGCUUGCAGCAACCAUGCGUGUCAGAAUGGAGCUGCUUGUGUCCAGGUUUCUGGUUCCUGUACAGCUUACACAUGUUCCUGUCCUUCUUGCUCCACUGGGCAAUUUUGUGAAACUUUGUUAAAUGCUUGCACCAACAAUGCGUGUCAAAAUGGAGGUGUUUGUAUCCAGGUUGCUGGUUCCUGUACAGCUUACACAUGUUCAUGUCCUUCUUGCUGCCCUGGGCAAUUUUGUGAAACUCUUGUUAAUCCAUGUUCAACAAGCCCAUGUUUUAACGGUGGAACUUGUUACAGAAGUCAUGGAAAUUUUGGAGAGUAUGUUUGUAUUUGUACUGACGGCUUUUUAGGAACUCGUUGUGAAGUUGUCAAUCAAUGUUCACCAAACCCAUGUCUUAAUGGAGGAAUCUGUUUCUUAAGUUCAUCAAAUGUGGGAGAGUAUGCUUGUCUUCGGACUGACGGCUUUUUUGGAGUUAAUAGCGAAGAUGGACAGUCAGUGGCAAAUAUUACUUGCAUUGGUAACAGACUAACAACCGCUGUUUGGCAUCCUGAGCCUAUGAUUUCAGAUUAUGGUGGAGUAGCAACUGCUGAAGAUCUCCUUGCAAGAAUAAUUGAUAUGAAUGUUACAGAGAACAAUGUAGAAAUGGUCAGUGCAGAAGUGUUUGAAAUCACAAAAAAAACCGACGAGAUUACUGAUGGUGCACUUGAAUUGACAGCAAUCAUCUUGCAGGAUGUAGUCUCGCUAGAUACCAACUCUACGACGGUUACAUCUUCAAUAGUUGGUACCGUUAACAAUCUAUUUAGUAUAGAUGAAGAUAUUAUAAUGGAAAGUCAGAUGAUGAACCAAGCUCCCACUAGCAUCAUUUUGUCUCUGGAAAAACAACUUGGGCAAGUUGAACUUCAAAACAAUAUUUAUCAAGAAAGUAUGCCCAACGUUGCCGUACUUGGACAGAUGUUAACUGUUACGGAUGUGAGCAACAACACUGGAUUAGCAUUUGGGGCAGCCAAGGGUGCAGUUGGGCUGAAAGAUGUCACAUUUUUGCAAAGGGAUUCCAUACCUAAUAAUAUCCAGGUUUCUAUUGAUGUACCUGCAAGCAUUACAACCACAAUUAUGAAAGAAAAAGGAACUGAUACAUUCAGAGUGUCUGUUAUUGCCUAUGAAAGCAGCAAGUUGUUUCAGUCGUCUCAGUUUGAUCGUUCAUUUCGAAGACCUAAUGGUCCGGUUAUAUCGUUCUCGGUACCGGGAUUAUUAGAAUCUGUUGACUUAAAUGAACCACUUACAACUACAUUUAUUCCUUCUGAGAUUACUAAGGGAAAUACUGACACAGAAUGUGUUUUUUGGAACUUUGAGUUGCUAAAUGGGGUUGGUGGCUGGUCAAGUCAGGGAUGCAGGUUAGUUAGAGGAUCAGCAGAUGGUAGUGAUAGACAGUACUGUAAUUGCAGUCAUCUCACAAAUUUUGCUGUUCUUAUGAAUUUCUAUCCCAAUCAACCGGAUGCCAUCAGUGAGGUCAUCACUAAAGUUGGUUUAAGCCUAUCCAUUGUAGGGCUUAGCCUGACAUUACUGACAAUUGUAGCAAACAGAAAAUUGAGAAAAAGUGAGCCAAAAAAAAUCCUAUGCAAUCUGUGUGGAUCUUUGCUUGGUCUAUAUAUUGUAUUUAUCGUUGGAAUUGACCGAACGAACAACGAUGAUCAAUGCACUGCUGUGGGAGCUUUGUUACACUAUUUCCUGUUGUCUUCCAUUUUCUGGAUGAGUGUCCAAGCCCUCUUCAUGUAUUAUCUGUUUGUAAAAAUAUACAAUGCUCAUAUUCCAAGAUUUCUCAUCAAAGCUAGUCUAUUUGGAUGGGGUGCACCUGCAGUUAUUGUCUUGGCUACAAUUUUUGUACAUGUUGAUGAUUAUGUGGAUAAUCAGAAAUAUUGUUUUCUGACGUUGGGACGAAUGUAUGUGAGUGUUGCUAUCCCAGUUGUUAUUGCUUUGUUGUUCAACGUGACAAUGUUUGCUUUUGUGAUGCACAGUUUGUGCCAACGCGGAAAAUUUACCAACCGACAGCGCAAGAAAAAUGAGGGCAUCAGGAUGCUGCAGAAUGGCAUCAGUAUCACUCUGGUGAUGGGCUUGACUUGGGUGUUUGGAUUCUUUGCCAUCGGAGAUGCAACCCAAGUCAUCAACAUUUUAUUCUGUGUCUUUAACACCCUUCAAGGCUUCCUCAUCUUCAUGAUGUACUGCGUGAGAAAUAAAGACGUCCGCAACUACUGGAAACGUAUUUUCAUUACCGUAACUGGUGCUGAAACCGAUGAACCGCCGCUGCCAUCUUCACCACAUCGUUUAGAA